AUGGACCAACAUCCCAACGACACGAUCCAUGACUGGCCUACAGUGUCCCCAGCGCCCACGGGCAGCGCAGCCUAUGGGGAUGGACCCAAUGGGACCAGGUGCUUUGCAGAACACGUCCCUGAAAUCGUCACGGGUGGUGUCACUCUGCUCAUCUGCCUGUGUGGGCUGGUGGGGAACGGGGCCAUCCUCUGGCUCCUGGGCUGCCGCAUCCCCAGGAACCCCUUCAGCUCCUACCUCCUGAACCUGGCCGUGGCCGACUCCUGCUUCCUCCUCUGCACCUCGGCCUUCCUUGUCAUUUACCACGUGCCCAUGCUCAGCUGCUUUCAGCCAGAGGUUCUGUGGGUGCUGCCACUGUUUCACUCCAUGGUUCUGCUCACCUACAGCACCAGCCUCUAUCUCCUCAUGGCCAUCAGCGUGGAGAGGUGCCUGGGUGUCCUCUGGCCCUUCUGGUGCCGAUGCCACCGCCCCAAGCUCCUGUCAGCUGUCAUCUGCAGCCUGCUGUGGGCCCUGGCCUGUGUGCUGGCUGGGCUGGUGUACUUCAUCUGUGACCUGGGUCACUCUGGGCACUGCAAGAUGGUUCUUGGAACCUUGUGCUUUCUCAACUUCUGCUUUGUCACGCCCGUCAUGGUUCUUUCCAAUGUCAUCAUCUUCCUCAAGCUUAGGCGUAGCUCUUGGCAGCACCACCCAGCGAGGCUGUACAUUGUCAUCUUCCUCAGUGUUCUCUUCUUCCUCCUCUUUGGCAUCCCACUCACUGUCCAGAUCUUCCUCAACUUCUUUGUCUACAUUAACUUGGUCUUUGAGAUCUGCCUGUUGCUGGCUUCUCUCAACUGCAGCAUCGAUCCCGUGAUUUACGUCCUGGUUGGGAGCUUUGGGAAGUCCAGGUUCAGGAGAUCUGUCAAAGUGGCUCUUCAGAGGGUCUUUGAAGAUAGGGCAGAUUCCCAAGAAGUGGGGGAGAUCCCUGUGAUGGGAAUUGCUGCCUAA
This is a messenger RNA of Apus apus (common swift), 981 nucleotides long. RefSeq names its product mas-related G-protein coupled receptor member H-like. Bases 1 to 981 code for a protein of 326 amino acids. The transcript has a single exon. Gene Ontology annotation, molecular function: G protein-coupled receptor activity. The record is from RefSeq and is a predicted model, not a curated record. Gene Ontology annotation, cellular component: membrane. NCBI's taxonomy places the organism in Eukaryota, Metazoa, Chordata, Aves, Apodiformes, Apodidae. Gene Ontology annotation, biological process: G protein-coupled receptor signaling pathway.